This is a messenger RNA of Oncorhynchus keta (chum salmon), 1478 nucleotides long. Its product is annotated as conserved oligomeric Golgi complex subunit 1-like. The transcript is spliced from 8 exons. Gene Ontology annotation, cellular component: COG complex; Golgi apparatus. The annotation marks the transcript as partial. Gene Ontology annotation, biological process: intra-Golgi vesicle-mediated transport. NCBI's taxonomy places the organism in Eukaryota, Metazoa, Chordata, Actinopteri, Salmoniformes, Salmonidae. The record is from RefSeq and is a predicted model, not a curated record.
GUCAGGUUGAGUUGCGGUCAUAUGAUGUGUUGUAGUAACAUAUUAGUUCCGUAUGAGGCGCUGUUACUUUCCCGGCUUCUCAUUUUCCGUUUUUCAGCUCUGAUGCAUUGUUUACGUGGAAGUGAGUUUCGCUCCGUCUUCCGGGUUGUAAGAUCCUUCAGGUUGGCAUUUCGCUUACAGUGAAUCUCAGCUGCGAUGGCCGUGGUUCCUGCUCAAUCUCUCCGGGUUUCGGAUAUCCGAGACCCGACGGUUCUGUUCGAGCGGUACAACACCGAGGAGAUACGCGGCAUCGAGCGGAAUGUCCGCGGAGAGAUCGAGCACAAGAAGGAGGAACUUCGUCAGAUGGUGGGCGAGCGGUACCGCGAUUUGAUCGACGCCGCCGACACCAUCGGAGAGAUGCGUCAGUGUUCGGAGAGCGUAGUUACGUCCAUCCAGGACAUGCACCGCUAUUGCCACAAGCUGAAACAGGGGAAAAGCGUUCCCCAAAGCAACAGCAAAGAAGAGGUCCAGAGGCAGUCCCAGGAGAAGUUCUACACCAUGGCCUCUCAAUCACUGUGCUCCAGAGGCAGUCCCAGGAGAAGUUCUACACCAUGGCCUCUCAAAUCAAUCACUGUCCAGAGGCAGUCCCAGGAGAAGUUCUACACCAUGGCCUCUCAGAUCAAUCACUGUGUCAGAGAGGUCCCAGUCCCAGGAGGAUGGCCUCUCUGUACCUCACACCAGGUCCAGAGGUCCAGAGGCAGUCCCAGGAGAAGUUCUACCAUGGCCUCUCAGAUCAAGCUGCUGCUGGAGAUCCCAGAGGAGGAUCUGGAGUUCCAUGGAGGCCUCUCAGCCACACGGCUCUACCUGCUCUGCUGCCACCUGCACAGACAGCUCCACCUGGAGGCUGGAGGACCACAGUACAGCCCCGUCCUCGCCCGCUUCCCCAUCCUGGUCAGGCAGGUGGCUGCUGCUGGACACUUCAGGUCCACCAUUUUGCUGGACAGUAAGUCAGUCCUGCGUGGUCGGGCGGUGUCUGACCAAGCCAUCGCUGAGGCCCUAGUGUCCACCAUGCUCCUCGAGGACAGCUCUCCACGUCAGGCUCUGGCUGACUUCCUCCUGGCUAGGAAGGCCUCUAUCCAACAGCUACUCAACCAGCCACAGCAUGGUGCUGGUAUUAAGGCCCAGGUGUGUAGCCUGGUAGAGCUGCUGGUGACCACUCUGUACCAGGCCUACGCUGUCUUCUACGUAGCCCCAGAAGGGAGUCCCCGGCUGGGGGACGGAGGGCUGAGCUUCGGCCUCCUCUUCACCACUCUGGAGAACGUCACCUCCACCACACCUACAGGUAAAGGGAGGCGUGUCCUUCAGGAGGAGAUGAGUACAGGAAGCUGGUUCAAGUACCUCCCCUCUUCCAUCGCUGAGUUCCAGCCCGCGCUCAGAACCCUGGCUCAGCCAAUCCAGAGAGAGCAGCUCAGAGACACCCUACAGCAGUGGAUCAACAC